AUGGCGGCCCCCAAGGACACCCAUGAGGACCAUGAUACCUCCACCAAAAAUGCAGAUGAGUCCAACCAUGACCCUCAGUUUGAGCCUAUAGUUUCUCUCCCUGCGCAAGAAAUUAAAACGCUGGAAGAAGAUGAAGAGGAGCUUUUCAAAAUGCGGGCAAAGCUAUUCCGGUUUGCUUCAGAGAAUGAUCUCCCAGAAUGGAAGGAACGAGGCACUGGCGAAGUCAAGCUCCUGAAGCAUAAGGAUAAAGGAGGGACCAUCCGCCUCCUCAUGAGGAGGGACAAGACCCUGAAGAUAUGCGCCAACCAUUACAUCACUCCAAUGAUGGAGCUGAAGCCAAACGCGGGCAGUGACUGCGCCUGGGUCUGGAACACCCACGCCGAUUUUGCCGAUGAAUGCCCCAAA
Molecule: messenger RNA, 405 nt
Organism: Hipposideros armiger (great roundleaf bat)
Lineage: Eukaryota; Metazoa; Chordata; Mammalia; Chiroptera; Hipposideridae
Product: ran-specific GTPase-activating protein-like
Biological process (GO): nucleocytoplasmic transport; positive regulation of mitotic centrosome separation
Cellular component (GO): centrosome; nuclear pore; cytoplasm
Molecular function (GO): GTPase activator activity
Source: RefSeq, a predicted model, not a curated record